AUGUUUUCGCACGAGGAAAAUCUCGAAGAAAAAGAGAAAAUCGGUGAUCCAAGUGCUUUCGGAACCGUCUACAAGCUCAACAAAUAUCAUCCUUCAAUUGUCGUCAAAGAAAUCCCAAUCACUGGAAAUUGUGGAAUAAUCAAAAACGAGAAAUUCAUCUAUUCAAUCGCGACAAUCGCCAAAUGGGCCGUUGACCUCUUCUCUGGAUUGGUCUAUCUCAAAAGCAAGCGAAGGGUCCAUCGAGAUAUCAAACCGGCCAAUGUUUUUGUUUCCAAAGAUUUUGUGCUAAAAAUUGGCGAUUUCGGGAUAGCGGAAACUUUUGGAGUGGAAGCUCUUGGGGGCAUUGCCGGUACGCCGGCCUAUAUGGCGCCAGAGGCUCGAAAUCCUGAUGUCUGCGAGUUGAAUUCUGAGGAUAGCUACAAAAUCGAUGUCUACGCGGCCGGCUUGGUGCUCUGGGAGGUGUUUGAACGAGAAUUUAUGACCAAUUUGCUACGCGAAAAAGAAGAAAUCUCUUUUUCUUUUAAAUUUGCGGAAGACGAUAUCGGGAAAUUGGUGUUCCUAAUUUCUAGCUGUGGCCGCAAAUUCUACCGAGAAAGAAUCGAUGUCAAUGCAGCAUUACAGUUAGCAUAUGAUGCUCAAAGCGAAUGCUCGGCGCACGAGGUGUUGCCCCGUUUCAAGAACGACCAAAAGCGACUGAUCGAGCCGAUUGGAAUCGAUGGUUCAUCGAGAAUGAUUUCCGUUGAUCCGAAUGGGAAACUCAUGAAAAUGAGGCUUUCUGAAAACGAAGAUUUCUCUUUAUUUUUACCCCCAGACGUGACAACUUUUUCGCAAACCCUUGCGGAAAAGUCGUCUGUGAGAACUGAACCAGAAAUUCCCAUUGGAGUUCCCAAAGAAACUCAAAUCCUAUUGGACGAGAUGCUAGCAAAAGUUGAAAUCCAAACAAACUUUCAUAUGUCAACGAUGAAAGACUAUUUCAACUGGAGAAUCCAUAUCGGAAAAUAUGAGAAGAAUCAGAAUAGUAUUGAAGAAGAAUUCUUCGAGCUAUGUUGCCCGGACUUGGAAUUAACUUCUGGAAACUCCCCUUUCAAUGACAUCAACCAACUUCGAAAGACCCUAUGUGAAACUUUUAUGCAAAAGUUCAAUGUGAUGAAUGAGGAGGAAAAGACUCAACUAGCUGAGGACUACCUGGAGGCUUUCGCCCACAGCAACACGUUCAAGCCCUUCGACUCCCUGCAGUCGAUGCCCUGUGAGGGUCCGGCCACGGCAAUCAUCUAUUCGCCGACAUUGUACGAUUUUCAGAAAGAUCCCGCUUUUCUCCUUUUCACCUUUGACCUAUUUUUGCAAAGUUUUUCCUUCCAGCAGGCUUUCUUCGUCUUAAUGGAAUGCCACGAGACAAGAGUCGCCAAUUGGGAUCUCUUGAACUUGAUCGAGAUCUCGAUAAGGAAUAUAGAGGAACUAGAGAAGAUUUUCACUCAGAGGCUCUACUUUCGGACUUGUUAUCUAAUGGAAUCGAGGGAGUUGUGGUGUGAGUCGGUGGAUGUCCUCGUUCAGCGGGAGCCCCUCUACUUCAAGCAGAAUUUGACUCAAUUUUGUCGGGGAGACGAGAAUCGAGAGGAGAUGAAAAGAGACGAGAUGGUGCCCAUUGAUAUAGAGGCUUUGCGAAGGGCCCUAUAUCAAGAGAAAACGAUUUUGGAAAGGUAUUUGGCCGCCAAAUUGGAAGAUAAAGCUUGGGAUGUUGACACGUUGCUUUGUGUGGCGCUGAAGAGUGAGCACAGGGUCUACAAGGAUCGCCGUUUAAAGCUUCCCCUAACCUCUAGCCUCCCAUUUCCUGACUAUUUCUUUGCUUUCCAUCUUUGGCCGGGCUUCCUCGAGAGAACGAAUGGGAAAAAAUUUCAUAGGGCUGGCGGCUUCCCAUUAGAUUUAGAUUCAAAACUCCAAGUUCCUUUCGCUAAACACCAUACGAAAGAGCAAAGGCAUUUUGUAGAGAUGUACACACGAUAUGUGAAAAUCUUUUUCCUUCUAAGCCGUUGGAAAGAGAUCGAACACUCGCCUGAGAUUCUCCAUCUAUUGGGGGAGGCCAUUGAUGACCAUGGAGAGUUCAAGUUCGUCUGUUUGUAUGUCUCGAUGCAGGGACACGAGGGACUCUAUCUCGAGAACUUGGUAACGAAGAGCAUCAUCCUUAGCCGAGAUUUCGAGAGAGUGAAAUCAACUGGACUGAACUCCCUGACGUUUUUGAAAGUGCUCGGCUUUGUGGAGAUCGAGUACCAGGAUUUGGUCAUAGUGGGGAAGCAAAUGGUGGACGGGACUCGAUUGUCUUUCCAAGCCUCAGCUCAGGGAGGGACUCGAUUGCUUUUCCCUGAGAUUCAGGGUCGCAAAAAACAAUUGAAGCACAUCCAACAAGAAUGUAUUGCCGAUUUCUGGAAGCGGCAAACACUCGUUCUUUAUAAUGAGGAAACUAAUUACAGAAAUUUGACCGUGGAAGAGUGUGAGACGGUGACUCUUGAGAAAGCGAUCCCGAAGCGUUUUAAGAAGCGGAGACUU
This is a messenger RNA of Mesorhabditis belari, 2541 nucleotides long. Lineage: Eukaryota; Metazoa; Nematoda; Chromadorea; Rhabditida; Rhabditidae. The record is from the annotation of a GenBank genome assembly.